Molecule: messenger RNA, 1191 nt
Organism: Acanthosepion pharaonis
Lineage: Eukaryota; Metazoa; Mollusca; Cephalopoda; Sepiida; Sepiidae
Source: the annotation of a GenBank genome assembly
AUGUACUAUCUUCUUCUUACACGUUUUUCCCACUCUUUUAUAUUUCCCGUACUUGUUUUUCGUCCUCUAUUACCUUACUCGUUUGUCCACAUGAAUUACCUUUCUCUUACUCGUUUUUUUUUCUCCUCUCUUACUUUUCUCUCACUUGUUUUUCCUUCUUUAUUACCUUUCGCUCACACUUUUCUCCAGCUCUGUUACCUUUCUCUUCCUCUAUUCUUUUUCUCUUGCUCGCUUUCCCACAUGUAUUGCCUUUCUAUUACUCGUUUUCAUUGUCUGGUACCUUUCUCUUACUCAUUUUUCAUCUAUUAUCUUUCUCUCACACUUGUGUCCACAUCUAUUAUCUUUCUCUCACUCGUUUGUCCACAUUUAUUAUUAUUCUCUCACUCAUUUGUCUACAUCUAUUAUUUUUCUCUCACUCGUUUGUCCACAUCUGUUAUUAUUCUCUCACACUUGUGUCCACAUCUAUUAUCUUUCUCCCACUCAUUUGUCCACAUCUGUUAUUAUUCUCUCACACUUGUGUCCACAUCUAUUAUCUUUCUCUCACUUGUUUGUCCACAUCUAUUAUUAUUCUCUCACUCGUUUGUCCACAUCUAUUAUUAUUCUCUCACUCGUUUGUCCACAUCUGUUAUUAUUCUCUCACUCGUUUGUCCACAUCUAUUAUCUUUCUCUCACUCGUUUGUCCACAUCUGUUAUUAUUCUCUCACACUUGUGUCCACAUCUAUUAUCUUUCUCUCACUCAUUUGUCCACAUCUGUUAUUAUUCUCUCACACUUGUGUCCACAUCUAUUAUCUUUCUCUCACUCAUUUGUCCACAUCUGUUAUUAUUCUCUCACACUUGUGUCCACAUCUAUUAUCUUUCUCUCACUCCUAUUUUGUCCACAUCUGUUAUUAUUCUCUCACACUUGUGUCCACAUCUAUUAUCUUUCUCUCACUCAUUUGUCCACAUCUGUUAUUAUUCUCUCACACUUGUGUCCACAUCUAUUAUCUUUCUCUCACUCAUUUGUCCACAUCUGUUAUUAUUCUCUCACACUUGUGUCCACAUCUAUUAUUAUUCUCUCACUCAUUUGUCCACAUCUGUUAUUAUUCUCUCACACUUGUGUCCACAUCUAUUAUUAUUCUCUCACUCGUUUGUCCACCUAUAAAUCACAGCUUUACCUUCUAUAACCUUUCCCUAACUCGUUUGUCUACAUGA